This is a messenger RNA of Trichogramma pretiosum, 5681 nucleotides long. RefSeq names its product tyrosine-protein phosphatase non-receptor type 4 (gene Ptpmeg). Gene Ontology annotation, biological process: protein dephosphorylation. The transcript has 15 exons. NCBI's taxonomy places the organism in Eukaryota, Metazoa, Arthropoda, Insecta, Hymenoptera, Trichogrammatidae. Bases 1410 to 4118 code for a protein of 902 amino acids. Gene Ontology annotation, molecular function: protein binding; protein tyrosine phosphatase activity. Gene Ontology annotation, cellular component: cytoskeleton. The record is from RefSeq and is a predicted model, not a curated record.
UCAUCAACGGGAUUUGACUGACAAAUCGUUCCAAUAUAAGAGAGUCGUGUAGUGCACGCGUACAAAUAUUGUGUUGUUGAGAAUCGUGUAUAAUUAUCAAAAUACUCAUUACAGUGCGUUGUGUAGUCAAAGUAUUAAAAAACCCCCCGUACAAACGUAAUUUAUAUCAUUUAUAACUAGCGGCUACUUAUGGGCUGCUACUGUGCGACGGGUGCAGCGGCAGUCGCGAAGCAAAUUCAGAGGAGAGAAAGAGAUUUACAACGAGCGUAUCAUAUGUAUACCUAUACAUAUAUACAGUAUAUAUAGUGGAGUAUACGAUCUCUCUUUUCGCGCAGUGUCUUAUCUCUGCUCGGUAAUCCGAGGCCAACGGCCACCGUUUGCAGUAUACACACGUAUACGCACACCGACACAGACACGGAGACAAACGCGUGUGCACACUGCCGCUCACACAUGUACAUGCAACGGCUACUUGCAUUUACAUAAGGUGUUGCUGCGUUUUAUAAAAGGUGUAUAUGUACUCAGCGGAGCUUUUGGAAGGGCAGCUGUGCCAGGGCUGGCGUAUAUCCUAUCGCUAGUUCCGCGAGCGUCUACCGUAUAACCUCUCCCCAGGGGGUUCUUUCUCUCAAAGUUGACACAGACACACAUACUUGUAUGCUACGCGCGCAUUAUAUAUACGUACACACAGUUCCGUCGUCUAUACAAUACGAACGUACUAUAUACAUGCUUUCAUUUUUGUCCUGUUCUUUUAUAUACGCGUUGGCACAAAAGAAAAGUCGACUUGCUGCCGCUGCCUUGUCUGUAUGAGCCUUAAUCGAGGACAUCCUAUGCACGUCUUCUUUCAGAUUCAUCGUCCAAAGUGUACCUGAUUUAUCAUAAAACACAAGAUCAUAAAAGCGUAUCGAGUGUAUGCGUAACAAAGAGAGCAAGAAAGAGCAAGAGCAGAAAUUAACGGCACCGGUCAUUCAUCGUUUUACUUGCCAACAGCAAGAAAACCCAGUGCGAUCAGCAUCAAGCCAACCGUUUUUGAACGUGCAACCUAUAUCUAGUGCCUAAUAGUUUUCCGUCCGGCUAACAAGUAUAUUUUUUAUGUAUACGGAUAAAUAAGAGUGUCCCUGUGCGCGGGUGCAUUUGUGCUGAAAAAGUUUAAUCCUGUGCCCAAUUGUGCCUAAUUACGUUUGAUUGUCAAAAUAAAGCGUCGACUCCGGCCUUUUUAUACGACGACGACGACAACGACGUUUGAGAAUACACAUUGCAACCAGUGCCGAUGGUGUCUUGCCUUCUUAAUCGAAGGCAUCGAUUCAAAUUCAUCUCUGCCAAGUUCCUAAUUACUUUAUUUAUAUCAUGAAUGUAAUCAAAGUAUCCAUGAGACGGUGUCCCAAAGGUGGAUAACUCGUCUGCGUUUACUGGAAAUGAUAGAUAGUGUUUCUCGACGUGCUCUGAGUGGCUCCUGUGGGAGCUACCACGUUCGCAGUGCAGAACUGGCGCGCGAUAAGAAACAUAAAACCCUUUCCGCCACUGUUGUCUUUUUGGAUGAUACUCAGCAUUCAUUUCAAUUAGAUAAAAAGGCGAAAGGGCAAGCUCUCUUAGAUUUAGUAUUUCAACAUUUAGAAUUAGUAGAAAAAGACUAUUUUGGUUUACAAUAUGCUGAGAAUAGUUCAAUGUCCUCAACUCCAACAUCGGAUGUAAUGAGAUGGCUUGAUGUAUCUAAAUUAGUUAAAAAACAAUUGAGAAGUAAAGGAGGACAAUUCUUUUUCCGGGUGAAGUUUUAUGUUUCUGAUCCAAGUAAAUUACAAGAAGAGUAUACUAGGUAUCAAUUUUAUUUACAAAUCAGAAGGGAUAUAUUGCAAGGAAAGCUUCAACUUCCUCCUGCCACUGCUUGCCUAAUAGCUAGUUAUACGGUUCAAUCUGAAAUCGGGGAUUAUAAUCCAGAAGAACAUGGCAUUGGAUAUAUAUCACGUUUACAAUUACUUCCAAAUCAGACCGAAGAAAUGGAAAGAAAAAUAUGUGAACUUCAUAAAUUACAUAAAGGUCAAUUACCAUCCGAUGCCGAAUUUAAUUUUCUAGAUCACGCUAAACGCCUUGAUAUGUAUGGAGUUGAGCUACAUAAAGCUAGGGAUUCAAAUAACAAAGAAAUUUACUUAGGAGUAACGUCAGUAGGAUUAGUAGUCUUCCAAAAUAAUAUAAGGAUAAAUGUCUUCUCUUGGGUGAAGAUAGUUAAGAUCUCUUUUAAACGUAAACAAUUUCUCAUUCAAUUGAGAAGAGAACAGUCGGAGAAUUUUGACACUUUGUUGGGUUUUAACAUGCAAACAUACCGUAGUUCUAAGAGUUUGUGGAAAUCAUGCGUCGAACAUCACACAUUCUUUAGAUUACACAGUCCAAAAAUGCGAUCGCGGCGAUUUCCACUGGCGCUUAGCAGUCGAUUCACCUACUCAGGUCGUACGGAAUUUCAAACAGUCGAAGAUGGAAAACAUCGAUCUAGAGUAGAACGAACAUUCAUAAGAUCACCUAGUAAAAAAUUACUUCAAGGAAUCUUGCCAUCUUUGUCGGAAGAUAAAGGUAAGAUUUCUGGAAAAUCUUCAAGAUCUAGCGAUAAUAAGGUACAAUUAUCUGGUUCUUGUAAACCUCGAUCUGCUUGGGUUGAAGGAAAUCAAAGUGAUGACGAAGGUGGUUUUCUGACUCUUCGCGAGGACGUGACAGGAAAUUCGCACGCCCCGAGUACAGGUGCUUUUUCGCCUGUACUAGGUAACCGAGUUAUAACUUACGCAGACGAAGAUCCAAGCGUUGAACGAAAUGUUUAUGAUGUGCCGGAAUUUAACGAAUCAACCGGCACACCGGCCCCACUGCCAAAAUUUCAUGUGUUAGAUGAAAGUCUUGUCACUAUCAGAUUAAAUCCUGACGAUCAGGGUCGAUUUGGUUUUAACGUGAAGGGUGGAUUAGAUCUUGAUAUGCCAAUAUUGGUAUCACGUGUGGCUGCAAAUACACCAGCUGAUCGUUGCUUUCCUAAACUAAAUGAGGGUGACCAAGUAAUUUUAAUCAAUGGCAUUGAUGUCAAUGGCAUGCUUCAUGAGCAUGUUGUCAAUUUAAUCAGACAGUCAAGAGACUCUGGAAAUGGCGAACUCACGCUUACGGUAAAACCUAAUGCUUUAUACAACGUUAUUGCUGGUCCGGAUGAGCAAAAUGUUGAAAAAGAAUCGCCAUUCAUAUAUGUACCUGAAGUACCAACUCAAGCAGUAGUUGGUUCGGAUGCGUUAUCACAGUCGAUGUUACUUAUUAAAGAAGGCCUUACCAGUGGAGUAGUUGUCAGUCGUUACGAAUCUCUUUAUCGUAAAAACCUUGAAUUAACAUCCCUCGAAUCUAAGAAACCUGAAAAUAUUAUUAAAAAUCGAUACCGAGAUAUAUCUCCUUAUGAUGUCACCAGAGUCGUAUUAAUGGGCAGUGUGGAUGGUGACUACAUAAACGCAAAUUAUGUAAACAUGGAGAUUCCUGGCUCUGGCAUAAUCAAUCGCUAUAUUGCCACUCAAGGUCCCCUUCCUCACACGGUCAUGGACUUCUGGCAGAUGGUACUAGAAGCUGGUAGUACUCUAGUCGUCAUGUUAACAACUUUGGCAGAAAGAGGUCGAGUGAAAUGUCAUCAGUAUUGGCCGGAUCUUAAUGAUUCUUUAACGAUAAAAAAUUUAAUCGUCAAGUGUCGAUCAGAGACGAUCGAAGAUACUUUUAUCUUCCGGGAAUUCGUGCUGAUUGAUACUAACACGAACGAAGAGCGCGACAUAACACAUAUGCAGUAUUGCGCCUGGCCGGAUCACGGAGUUCCCAGCGACUGGAGACAAUUCGUACUAUUCACGGAACGGGUUCGAGCUGCGCGCUGUGGCAGCGUCGAGCCUGCAGUGGUUCAUUGUUCUGCUGGUAUUGGACGUACCGGCGUACUUGUACUCAUGGAGACAGCUCUGUGUCUCAUUGAAGCCAAUCAGCCUGUCUACCCUCUCGAAAUCGUUCGCUCAAUGCGGGAUCAACGGGCCAUGAUGAUUCAAAAUGCUAGUCAAUACAAGUUUGUCUGUGAAGCUGUUCACAAUGCAUACACUGAGGGUAUAGUCAAACCCCUUCCUGAAUUCAAUAGAUGAAAUGAGAAUAUAAGUAGAAAGUGAUAGCCUUUACGAAGACAAAGCGUAAAUCAUUCAUCUUUUCCAAUUAGUAUGUAGGGUGAAUAAUACAUCAGUGUAAAAAAAGCAACUCAUCAUUUUACAUUCUUCGACAAUAAUGUUGUAUCGGUUCAUUGUAAUAGAAAUUUAUUAUAAAAUAUUGUAGAAAAAUUAAGCUUAAAUUAAGUAACGUAGCUUAAAGUAUGUUUCGAUUAUGCAUGAUGCGUAAUAACUGAUCAGUUAUUUCUAUAAAGAACGUAAUUUAUCACAAAUUUCUUAAUUUGGGAAUUUCAAAAAAAUAGUACAUGAUUCUGAUAGCUUACUGAUCACCGUGAUAUAUGUAUAGUGUCUGAUCAAACAUAGAUUCUUAGAUAAACUUAAUAUUUUAAAAUUUUAUUUGAUGGUUAUAAAUGACUUUGUGCAAAGUAUGAAUGAUCGAUCAAUUAAAAUAAUUUCUCAUUUUAUAAAGUUACUUGCAGGGUGAUAAAUAUGCAAUACUUCUAAUUUUUACAGAAGAAUUGGUAAUCAUUUACUUGAUCUCUAACAGUUGUCUGUUUUAGUCUAUUUUAAUUCAAUUUUUAUGACAUAAUUUGUUUUUAUCAAUAGUUUAUUCAUGUUAAGAUCAUGAUGCAAAAACAAAUAUAAUCUUAAAGAUUAAAAAUCUAACAAAAAAGCCAUUAAUUUCUUUAUGGAUUUUUCAUGUAGAAAAUUCUUACCCUUUGUUUAAAUAAUUUUCCUGGAAAAUCUUUACUGUCGUCAGUUGGAAAUUAAAUUUCUUUUUUUUGGAUAAGCUGGUUUUUAAUCAUUCUACAACUAUAAGCUUUUACAAAUUCAAACUAAUAAAUUCAUAAUUCUAAUAAAUUGAUUAUCAGGCCGAAGUCAUGAAAAUCAGAAAAGCUCUGGGGUACGUGUAAUUACUGGUCGAGGCGAAGCUGACGGCAGUUAAUAUACUAAUCUUUUAAUCGAUCGGUUAAUAUAUGUAAGGGCUUAUAAAAUUUAACUUUAUCCAGUCAUUGAUAAUGUACUGCUUGCUUUUUUAUAUAAACAAGUUGGGUUAGAACUUACAUUUUAGAAUUAAUCAUGUUCUAAUUAUCGUAAAAACCUCAACGAAUGUAAGUUUUUGAGACUUAGUAGUUCAUUUUAUUAAUUUCAGAAAGUUGAAAAUUUAGUAAAUGCUUAUUUACACAAUGAUUCAUUCGAAAUUUGGUAGAUAACAUUUAGUACAAAGACCAGAGAAAGCCUUAAUUGUUAAAGAUGUACAACGAUAUCUCACGUUGAAGAUAGAGAUUAUUAACGUUACCGUAUGUAGGAGUAUUGCUUGAAAAAAUUUUGAAAGUAAUUAUCGGAUAUAAUAUUUAAAAAUUGUUCUUAUUGUCAUUUAGAUGUAAUGUAUUUUACAUAAAUAAACGAUUUCUUAGGAAUCGCUCACUAUAAUUUAUUAAAUGGUCAUAAUGAAAACUGAAAUUUAAUGCAAUAGGUAGUUGUCUAGUCUUGAAAAAAAGAAACUUGUACUUUUGGAAUGAAUAAAUGGAGAUUUUUUAAUAA